AUGUACGACGGAAGCAAGUAUUUUGCCCGAUCCCUGGAUUCUUAUCAUCCAUCACAAUCCGAAGUAUCUGUGGAAACUGAACCCGAUAAUCCCAUUAAAUAUGGAAUGGUUAAGAAUCCAACCUGUAAUGAGGCAGUUUUCAACACGGCAGCAACAUCGGUGCCUGACGAUUCUGGAAGCAACGUGGCAUCCCAAGCAAGUGCUGAGGUAGAAAAGUUAACCAGAAAGAUUCCAUACGAGCCCCAGAUUAUGAUUAUUUAUGAAACCGGGGAUAUUCACAGUGCCUUGCACUUUCUUGUUGAAUCAGCUCAGAAUCCCUUCGAGAGAAAUGCUAUCGCCAUGGUCCUGAUAGAGGAGAAAAUUAUGGAACAGGUUGUCCAACAAAUCUUGGACAAAUUGAAACCUCUCUCAGACUUUGCGGUACAACACCAUAAUUUUUGGGACAGCGUUGAAUAUAUCAAGACAAACAACCUGAAGAUUGUUACUGUUGAUGAUGAUCAGAAGACUUUUCCGGUUCUUGUGUAUGAUGUCACCCAUGAUAAGCUGGGAAAUAAUCAAACUGGGGUUAUUACCUUGCAUUCAUUCACCAAAAACGAGGAGAUCAUCGAAAAGUGCCAGAAGGAAACUCUGCCCUUUAAGUCCGUCUGCUGCUGGAACGAAACCCUCGUUGGAGUCUAUGAUAUUGUAGCAGCCCUCAAGUGUUCCCACUUUUACAUCAACUGCUGCAAUGUGAGCUUGGACCCGAUUUAUACAUCACUCAAAGCUGGAAAGAAUGAUGUGGUCUAUGCAGAUGGAUUUCACUACGAAACUUUAAUCAUUUACACGCUCUUUAAGCUCGUUGUUUUUCCCAUUGGAGAUGCAAUUGUGGCCAAGCCUGAGGCUUCCAAAAAAGAUGUAGAACCCAUCAGCUUCUUGGAACCGUGA
Drosophila bipectinata is the source of this 924-nucleotide messenger RNA. The record is from RefSeq and is a predicted model, not a curated record. Lineage: Eukaryota; Metazoa; Arthropoda; Insecta; Diptera; Drosophilidae.